This is a messenger RNA of Myotis lucifugus (little brown bat), 1688 nucleotides long. It is a transcript of the gene RRP1, whose product is annotated as ribosomal RNA processing 1. Gene Ontology annotation, cellular component: nucleus; preribosome, large subunit precursor; preribosome, small subunit precursor. Bases 80 to 1402 code for a protein of 440 amino acids. The record is from RefSeq and is a predicted model, not a curated record. NCBI's taxonomy places the organism in Eukaryota, Metazoa, Chordata, Mammalia, Chiroptera, Vespertilionidae. Gene Ontology annotation, biological process: rRNA processing. The transcript has 13 exons.
UCGUGUGACGUCACACCGCGCGACCGGCCAAGCGCAGUGGCGUGGUCGCUGGUACUUGGGGCUCUCAGUGGCGAUCGCCAUGGUUCCGCGGGUGCAGCUCCCCCCUGAGAUCCAGCUGGCGCAGCGCCUGGCGGGGAACGAGCAGGUGACCCGGGACCGGGCGGUGAGGAAGCUCCGGAAAUACAUCGUGGCCAGGACUCAGCCGGCUGCAGGUGGUUUCACUCAUGACGAGCUGCUGAAGGUGUGGAAAGGACUGUUUUAUUGCAUGUGGAUGCAGGACAAGCCGCUCCUCCAGGAGGAACUAGGAAGGACCAUCUCCCAGCUCGUCCAUGCUUUUCAAACCACAGAGGCACAGCACCUGUUCCUUCAGACCUUCUGGCAGACCAUGAGUCGCGAGUGGACGGGCAUAGACAGACUGCGCCUGGAUAAGUUCUACAUGCUCAUGCGGAUGGUCCUGAAGGAGUCCUUGGCGGCCCUGAAAAUGCGGGGAUGGGAGGAAAGACAGAUUGAGCAGCUGUUGGAGCUGCUGACGACCGAGAUCCUGCUCCCCGAUAGCCAGGCCCCCAACGGGGUGAAGAGUCACUUCAUCGAGAUCUUCCUGGAGGAGCUGGCCAAAGUGGGCGCCAGUGAGCUGACGGCAGACCAGAACCUCAAGUUCAUCGAGCCCUUCUGCAGAAUCGCUGCCCAGACUAAGGACUCCCUGGUUCUACAUAACAUCAACCGAGGCAUCUUUGAAGCGAUUGUGGAACAGGCCCCGCUCGCCAUUGAAGACCUAAUGAAUGAAAUGGAGGAGGAGGAGGGGGAGAUGUCAGAGGAUGAUGGGCAGGAACAGGGCGUGGCGUCCAAGAAGCCACAUGAAGGCUCCUGUGGGGCUCGCCCGGGCCUGGGUGAGGAGCAGGGCGAGGACGAUGAGGACAGCACGGGCGCCGUCCUUCAGUUUGACUACGAGGCUGUUGCUAACAAGCUGUUUGAAAUGGCCAGUCACCAGAGCACCCCUUCUCAGAACAGGAAGCGUCUCUACAAAGUGAUCCGCAAGUUGCAGGACCUCGCUGAAGGCCUCUUUCCUGAAGAGGACAUCCCAGAAGAAGCCUACAGGGGACUGCAAGAAGGAAGGAAGGGGAGGAAGGCCAAGAAGCGUUUGCCCAAAUCCCAGCUGCAGAACGAGACAGGGAGAAAUGAACAGGAAGACCCACGUGGAGACCUGAGUUCCAGAUUAGAGAGAAAGAGGCGGCGUCAGGGUCCAGGGGCUGACCCCACUGCGCCCCAGGAACAGCCCGGGGGCCGUGGUGGGAGAGGUACACGCAAGAGGCGGCGGCAGCCUCAGGCAGGGGCCAGAGCAAAGGUGCCUGGGUGCCAGGAGCCAGACGUGAAAAAGAAGUGGACACGGAAGAGCAAGAAAUAACGUGGCCAGGCCCAGUCCUGGCAGGACAGCACUGUCUCCUCCACUCCUCCCGGUCUGCGCUGUGUUGAAUGAGCGAACAGGACAGGUGGGCCAUGCUCCCAAGAGUCGAGUUAUGGUCCAAAGGUCAGCACUAGCUGAUGUUGGCUCUCACUCAGCCACGCCCCAGAGAGCUCUGCUGCUGUGCUGACCCCGGUCAGGCAGGACCCGCAAACAACCCUCCCUGGCAGGGCAGGGGACUAGCCAUGCAGCGGGCGGCUGUAAAUAAAAUGCUGCACAUUCUUAGAAA